This is a messenger RNA of Cyclopterus lumpus (lumpfish), 1477 nucleotides long. RefSeq names its product islet cell autoantigen 1 (gene ica1). Gene Ontology annotation, cellular component: Golgi apparatus. The record is from RefSeq and is a predicted model, not a curated record. Lineage: Eukaryota; Metazoa; Chordata; Actinopteri; Perciformes; Cyclopteridae. The coding region runs from base 63 to 1454 and encodes 463 amino acids. Gene Ontology annotation, molecular function: protein domain specific binding. The transcript is spliced from 13 exons. Gene Ontology annotation, biological process: regulation of transport.
CGCAGCGCCGACGGGAGGACAGCAGGGAGCGGGUUGCGCAUGCUAGCGGGUAAUCUCAAAAGAUGGAGGGAGGAAACUUCGGCUACCCCCAAGACUACCUGGACCGCUUCAUCCAGAGCCAGGACUCGUCGGUGGUGAACAAGUUCCAGCGGAGGUACUGGAAGACCAAGCAGACGCUCAUCAAGGUCACCGGGAAGAAGGAGGACGAGCACGUGGUGGCGUCGGAUGCGGACCUGGACGGCAAGCUGGAGGUCUUCCACUCCAUCCAGAGAACAUGCAUGGAGCUGCUGAAGGUCAUCGAACAGUACCAGAGGAGGAUCUGCUAUCUCUCCCAGGAGGAGAACGAACUGGGUCGCUUCCUGCGCUCUCAGGGCUCGCUGGAUAAAACCAGGGCUGGAAAGAUCAUGCAGGCCACAGGGAAAGCCCUCUGCUUCUCCUCCCAGCAAAGAUUGGCCCUGAGGAACCCUCUGUGCCGCUUGUACCAGGAGGUGGAGACCUUUCGCUACCGGGCCAUCUCGGACACGUGGCUGACGGUGAACCGGAUGGAGCAGUCCAGAACCGAGUACCGCGGAGCGCUGCUGUGGAUGAAGGACGUGUCCCAGGAGCUGGAUCCAGACACUCACAAGCAGAUGGAGAAGUUUCGCAAGGUUCAGGCCCAGGUGCGCACGACCAAAACAAGCUUUGACAAACUGAAGACGGACGUCUGCCAGAAGGUGGACCUGCUGGGAGCCAGUCGCUGCAACCUGCUCUCCCACGUGUUAACCACAUAUCAGACGACACUGUUGCACUUCUGGGAGAAGACGUCGCACACCAUGGCGGCCAUUCACGAGAGCUUCAAGGGCAGUCAGCAUGACGAGUCCUCCGGCCUUAAGACGGACAAGCUGGCCAAGAGGAAAGGGAAGAAGAAAAUUAAAGCCGAGGCCGGAGACGGAGAGAAAGCCGAGACCACGGACGACCAACUCAUCUCACUCGUAAAUGAAAACACCAGAGAAGGUAUAAAUUAUAAGACCGCCUCUCCGUCGGAGGAGAAGGACGGCAUGGCCUUCCUGAACGACAUCCUGGGCGGCAUGUCCGUGGACGACGGAGACUUCUCGCGAGAGUGGACGGAAGUGUUCGGAGAACCCGACGACGACGGAGCGAGCGCGGCAGCGGCGGCGUGGGGUCGACCGGCGGAGGCCCAGCAACCGGAGAGCGCCUUCUUCCUCCCGUCUCACCUGUUGGACCAGAGCUUGAACGCCCAACAGUCGUGCCUCUCAGAUCGGGCGGGCGUCGCCCCGGCGAAGGAUCCCUCAUCUGGAGCCAAUCAGAACCCGGAUAAGCCGGCAGUGAAAGAGAACGUGGGGACGUCCAAAGACCUCUCGGCGUGGUUCAACCUGUUUGCCGAUCUGGACCCCCUCUCCAACCCCGACGCGGUCGGCAAGACCGACAGAGAGCACGAACUCCACAACGUGUAGUUCUUCCUCAGCGGGCCGGUCUG